AUGGUCGCGACACUUGUGCUACAGAGGGAUGAGAAUGGAGACCUGCAUGACACUGGAGUUCAUCUGUGUAAUGCAGCAGGUCAGAGGAUAGAUGGACAAGGGACUGCAAUCCUUGAGCCAUCUGCUGCCACCGAGGAUAAAGUUCCUCUUCAGAGAUCGUUAGCAGAUUUGACCAUGCCUAGUCAGUUCUUCACCAACAGGUCUUCGAUUCGACCUCUAGAAAUCCAGGGAAUUCAGAUACACCACACACACAUCUCUCAUGUGGGUCAGCACCCUUAUCGUGGUCUUCCUGAUGAAAAUCCCUCGGAUCAUAUUGAGACACUCGAGGACUUUGUGUAUGGCAUACAGAAGGAUGAAGCAACCAAAGACUACAUCAUCUGCAAGCUGUUCAAAUAUUCUCUCUCUGGGAAUGCUAAAAAUUUGCUGAGAAGUCUACCACCAGGAUCUCUCACUACAUGGAAUGAUGUCAGGACUGCGUUUAUGACUGAAUUCUUAGAUGAUGCAUGGGCUGAAGAGAUGAGAGAUAAAAUUUGGACAUUCUCUCAGGGACCUACAGAAGCUUUCAAAUGCUCUUGGGAAAGCGAAGGAAACUUCGAGACAAGGACACCAGAGGAAGCUAAGAGACUUAUUGAGAACUUGAUGUCUAGCAAGAGUUCCAAAAAUCUGGAUAUGCACAGGAUAAAAUCAGUUGCAAUGGAUGGUGACAAGAUCGUUGAGGCUGAGAUUGGUUAUGUACAUGAAGUCUCAUGGGUAGAACAUGCUGAAGAGAAGGAUGAGGAUCAGGGCUAUAUAGAAAAGAUGGAAUCUAUGAUAGAGAAGGUCCUGAAAAUUCAGCAGAAGACGAGUGCAUACUUAAAUCUGAGGUUGGAUGUUCUCUACAAAGAGCUGAAUGGAAAAAUUGAAACCUUAGAUGCCCAUGUCAUGAUGCUAGAUGCCCAGGUUUGUCAGACUGCAGAAGCUGUGAAGAAGCAAGAAGCUCAGGUCAAAGGGAAAGCUGUGGAAAGUGAGAGGCACCAGGUUAAUGCCAUCUCAGAUGAUGACUUUGGGGAAGUGCUCGAGCAGGAAAAGCUAGAAGAAGAUGCUUUCCUAGUCAAAAGCUGCAUGUCAAUAGGCAGCUCGAGAGAAGUUAACAAAGAGGAACUUGAAGGAUUUCACAAGAGGGUGAAGAAGGUUCCUAAGGAUUUGUCUUUUGAUGAUGCAUAUCAUAAGUAUAGACUUGGCGAUUUCUUUAGAGAGACCAGAGAGACUGAUAAGGAUAUUGAGCUCCUAUUCAACAAGGUCAGCCGUAAACCCAAGAGGACACUGAAGAAGGAAAAAGAUCCUAGAAAGUUCCUGAUUCCAUGCUCUAUACAUAGCCACCAUUUACCAAACGCCCUUUGCGAUACUGGAUCUGCAGUCAGCAUCAUGGCCAUAGACACUACUGAGCUAUUAGGACUAAAGAUGGAACCUUCUAAAGAUAGUUUCACUUUCGUGGAUAGCUCCCGAGUAAACUCAGCAGGCAUGACCAAGAAUGUUAAGGUGGAGAUAGGGGAAUGCAUUAUCCCUGUGGACUUUCAUGCUAUGGAUAUCAAAUCAGGCAAGACAUCUCCACUCCUUUCUGGAAGAGCCUUCAUGGCUACUGUAGGGGCAGUUUGUGAUCUUAAGAGAAAUAAGAUGUGUUUGACUAAUGGUUGA
This is a messenger RNA of Brassica oleracea var. oleracea, 1674 nucleotides long. RefSeq lists its product as uncharacterized. The coding region runs from base 1 to 1674 and encodes 557 amino acids. The transcript is spliced from 3 exons. NCBI's taxonomy places the organism in Eukaryota, Viridiplantae, Streptophyta, Magnoliopsida, Brassicales, Brassicaceae. The record is from RefSeq and is a predicted model, not a curated record.